AUGUUGGUCCUCAUUGUUGGAAUCACUGGAAAUGUGGGAACGAAGCUUAUCAGCCCUCUCCAAGAGCACGGAGCUCAAGUGCGUGGACUAGCGAGGAACAAAUCUAAACUCGCUCCAGAGAAGUUGCAGGCUUUGGAAAGCUUCCACGAUAUGGAAGCUUGGUACGACGUGCCGGCCAUCAAGAAGGCGCUGAACGGCGUUGAUGCUGUCAUUUGCGCAUAUGGACCAGUGCCGGAGCUCGUGUUGGAUGCUCAGCUGCUCCUCCGAUUCGUGCCAUCCGCAUGGAACCUGGACUGGUCAGCCCUUUCGUUCGGUGCCAUUGUGUAUUACGACCUCUUCCUAGCGUUCCAGCGUCAGCUCGCCAUGUCUUCCCGGAUCAAGCCAUUCUACAUAUUCAUCGGAAUUUUCGCCGAGACAUUCUUCUCCUUGCCCGGCCAUGGAGUAUUCAACCCAAGCACACAUGGAGUUUGGGACUCGGCAUCUGGGAGUCCUCGUGCAGAGUUCUGGGGCACGGGCGAUGAAAAAUGGCAGAUCACAACUGAACAAGACACCGCCGACUUCACUGCGGCGUUGAUUUGUGACCAAUCACGGACAGAUGGGAUGUACAGAUAUUGUAGUUGGGAAUACAGUAUCAAGGAGAUCGCAGCAAUUUAUGAACUGGAGAAGGGGAUUCCUGUUGAAAUGAAGCGCCUUGGAUCGCUAGAAGAUCUGAGGGUGGUUGCUGACUUUUGUCAGCAAGAGCUGGGUUUAUCGAGAUUUUGGGAGUGGAUGGGAUAUACCUACCAGAUACAUCAACUUGGCGGCAAGACCAUGAUGCAGGUGUUGGAUGACAAGCUGUAUCCAGAUCUCAAACGAGCCGAACUGGGGGAUUUUUUGAAACAGCAUCCAGAGAUAUAA
This is a messenger RNA of Cladophialophora psammophila CBS 110553, 897 nucleotides long. RefSeq lists its product as uncharacterized. The transcript has 2 exons. The record is from RefSeq and is a predicted model, not a curated record. Lineage: Eukaryota; Fungi; Ascomycota; Eurotiomycetes; Chaetothyriales; Herpotrichiellaceae. The coding region runs from base 1 to 897 and encodes 298 amino acids.